CCCAGGCGGGUUUUUAUUCUUUUCUUGAAAACCAGAGAGGUCGGGGGGGAUCUUCCCCCCCUUCCCCAUCUUGACCUAUUUGCACCAGCAUCAUGACGGAGCUAACCGAAAAGGAGAAUGACCCCCAAAACCCAGAUGCCCAGCGGUCCCCGGGCACCAUCUCCAGCCUCCACGAAACGAAGAUGCAGAGGCUGAAGCGCUCGCUGUCCCUCAAGACCAUCCUGCGUAGCAAGAGCGUGGAGAACUUCUUCCUGCGAUCCAACAGCGAGCUCAAACUCCCCUGCGAGGUGCUUCUGAGCCCUCCGACGCCCUUGCCGCCCCCAUCCCCCCCGCCGAUGCCCACCGAGGCCGUCCUGCCCCGGGCCGAGCACUCGCCCAUCGCCUGCCACCGGGCCCUGGCGCCCCUCAAGCCCAUGCGAACGCACAGCUUCCAGGAGCACGUCUUCAAGAAGCACAGCCCGUGUGAGAUGUGCCACCAGCUCAUCGUAGGCAAUUCGAAGCAAGGCCUGCGGUGUAAAACGUGCAAGGUUAGCGUGCACCUGUGGUGCUCGGAGGAGGUCUCGCACCAGCAGUGUCCCGGCAAGACGGCCACCUCCUUCCGGCGCAACUUCAGCUCCCCCCUCCUAGUGCAGGAGCAUCAGCAGAGCACCUCCAAGGAGUCACCCCCUGCAGGCCCCAGCGGGAGGGUGGAUCCCAUCUACGAGACACUGCGCUACGGCACCUCGCUGGCUCACCUGAACCGCUCCAGCUUCAGCAGCACCUCGGAGUCGCCCACCAGGAGCCUGAAUGAGAAGGACGAGGCCGGGGAGGACGCAGACGGCAGCGCGGAGGAGAGCCACGGUGACAGCGCAUUCAUGGCCCCUCCCGAGGGCGAAAGUCCCGGAUCAGAGGAGAAGAGCCCUGAGCAGCAGGCUGCCGGGGGCUCCUCGCGGAAGGACGUCUCCCCCAUGUACUCCUACGUGGCUCUCUACAAGUUCCUGCCCCAGGAGCACAACGACCUGCCCUUGCAGUAA
This is a messenger RNA of Terrapene triunguis (Three-toed box turtle), 1013 nucleotides long. It is a transcript of the gene STAC2, whose product is annotated as SH3 and cysteine rich domain 2. Gene Ontology annotation, biological process: positive regulation of protein localization to plasma membrane; positive regulation of voltage-gated calcium channel activity; skeletal muscle contraction. Gene Ontology annotation, cellular component: extrinsic component of cytoplasmic side of plasma membrane. Bases 93 to 1013 code for a protein of 306 amino acids. The record is from RefSeq and is a predicted model, not a curated record. The transcript is spliced from 8 exons. NCBI's taxonomy places the organism in Eukaryota, Metazoa, Chordata, Testudines, Emydidae.